AUGCCUUUGCGCUCAAAACGGAUACGUGCCAACAUUGAGUGGAAAGAGAUAUACGAAACAGAUAUCCAUCCAAGAAUAUCUGAAAUAUUAACGAAGUAUGGGCUUUCCUUUGGUGUGGACACGCUAGACCGCGUCCAACCCUGGGACGACUCCUACGAAAUAAAGGACGUUAUCACCAUAACCACACACGACGCAAGUCCAAGAAAAGACUGGCAGGAUGCAGCUGAUACAGUACUAGCUAUGGUCAAAGAUAAGGUUCCCAUCCAUGUGUCGCAUCCCAUUCAAGUUGAAAUAGUCAACCUUGAUAAGAUGUACCAGGAUGUAUCUAGUCCAUUGCCAAAUGACCGAUCCAUUGUUGGCCCGCUCGAGCAAGUCAAAGACCGGAUUGUGGAAGAAAUCUCAGCAUCCAUGCAGGGUGUAUGGUCAUCCAUUGCAUUUCAUAUGCGUCACCGCCGAGACAACUUCGAUGGACCUAUGAAACCUACUAUCCUCGUCAUAUGUCGCCCUCAUUCUAUAUGUGACUUUGCUGAGGCCGAAGAUCGUCUCCUUGAUAUCUUAAACGAAUUAGAUAUCUCGGUAUACUUGGAGUUCCUUCCAGGGAGAGUUUUUGCAAAUCCAGGACCUAGGCCACUGCCUAUGCGCAUUCAUGUGGAAGACCUCCCUGAAAAGCCGACAAAUGGGAGUUCAAUCGGCGUCAAGGGAAACGAAACAAGGGCUGGAACAUUGGGAGGCUGGCUUAUACUCAACCUCCCAAGAGAACAACGACAAAUAAAAUGCGCCCUAACUUGCUAUCAUGUCAUUAGAGGUGAUGAUAGUAGCGUCACGGACUACACCGAUACUCAUGGUGUUCACUGGAAUGACACUCGCGGACAACUAACCAUCCAAUACCCUGCCGCCAUAGAUGCAAGAGCUGCUCUCGACAAUUUAGACAAACUGUGCCAUAAUUUCCCGGGUGAUCAGAACUUAGAAAAACAAAGAAAUAUGGUUUCAGGCCUCUUGUUAGGACCUGGUAUUGGGAAAGUCGUCCUUGCAUCCGGAAGUCAAGUUCGCAAUAACCACCGGGUUGACUGGGCUCUCAUAGAAAGUCCAGAAACAUUCUCAAAAAAUAAGCCCCCUUCUAUUCGGCAAGGCAAUUUCAUGUCACCACCUGCCGGUCAUAGGUAUGCUCCGCAUCCUGGCACCAAGGUAAGACAAUUUGACAACGUCCAUGAAGACGAUUGGGUUGUUAAGCUCGGGAGAUUUACUUUGACAUCUGGGAUCAUCAAUGGUAUGAAAAGAGUUGAAUGGUACCCCAACUCUGUUACCGAAGAAAUCGAGGUUAUGUCUCACUACGCUGAUAUUGCGGUGGACGGUGAUAGUGGAGCCUUUGUUGUCAACGAGCAUGGGCAUUUAGUUGGUUUGUUAAUUGCAGUAGCGAAGGAAUCCACUUCCUUCAACACUGCUUAUAUUACGCCCUUUGAUGCAAUCCAAGCCCACAUCAAGGAGAUGACAAAUGGAGGCUUUCUCUCAUUUGACUAG
This is a messenger RNA of Trichophyton rubrum CBS 118892, 1518 nucleotides long. RefSeq lists its product as uncharacterized. The record is from RefSeq and is a predicted model, not a curated record. The coding region runs from base 1 to 1518 and encodes 505 amino acids. NCBI's taxonomy places the organism in Eukaryota, Fungi, Ascomycota, Eurotiomycetes, Onygenales, Arthrodermataceae. The transcript has a single exon.